This is a messenger RNA of Tarenaya hassleriana, 1841 nucleotides long. Its product is annotated as myb family transcription factor EFM. Gene Ontology annotation, biological process: regulation of DNA-templated transcription. Lineage: Eukaryota; Viridiplantae; Streptophyta; Magnoliopsida; Brassicales; Cleomaceae. Gene Ontology annotation, molecular function: DNA-binding transcription factor activity; DNA binding. The coding region runs from base 316 to 1539 and encodes 407 amino acids. The record is from RefSeq and is a predicted model, not a curated record. The transcript has 5 exons.
CUUUCCCAAGUGUUUAUCGCCAUUUCCACAACUUUCUCGCCUCCUCUCUCUGAUCUCUUUCACAUCUCUCUCGCAAAGCUACCUAACCAAGAUUCUCAUUCCUAUCCCAUCUUCUAUAAAUUCUCUCUCACAGAUCUCUUCACCCUCCGCUGCUACAUUCCAUCUCUAAUCGAUGCGUACUACGCUGAGAUCGGAGACGAUUAGAGAGGAACAUACUGGAGGGAGAUUCGAAGUUUUUCUCGAGAAACCCGAAAUUUUCCGGGGAACUUUUGAGGUUUCUGGGGAAAUUUCUUGAGUUUAGGAUCGAUUUCGGAAAUGGGUUCUCUUGGGGAUGAGCUGAGUUUGGAUUUGAGACCCAGUUUCCAACCCAGAACGAUCAGCGAUUUCUUGAAGGAGGUUUCGGCUAUCGGAGAUGUUUCAGAGAGAGUUUCGAAACUCGAAGAUUUCGUCAAAGAGUUUGAAGGAGAGAUGAAGAAGAUCGAUGGCUUCAAACGCGAGCUUCCUCUCUGCAUGCUCUUGUUAAACGAUGCGAUAUCGUUUUUGAAGGAGGAAACUAAGAAAUUCUCGGCGAGAAAUGUUGGACCAGUUUUGGAAGAAUUUAUCCCUUUGAAAAAGCGAAACAGAGAAGAGGAACAGGACAAAGACGAUGAAGAAACAGAAGACGAAGAAGAAAAGGGAAACAGUACGAAAUGGAUCAAGAGAGACAAGGAAACGAGGGAGAAGACGAACUGGGUGAGCUCUUUUCAGCUGUGGAAACCAGAUUAUUACACUUCCAAUCCCGUUAACCGGAAAUAUUCGGAUCAUAGGAUCACUUGCAGAGUAGAAUCAAAGCAGAGAAAUGAGGAGAAUUUAACUAAUGGAUCCAGUUCGAGACCCUUUUUGCCAUGUAAAGGAUUUGAAAGUUUUUCAUCGAGGAACGGAGAGGAAGAGAUUUCAUCUGCUCAAAGAUUGUCUCUGUUGAGUCCUGCCAUGAAGAAUGGGAAGGAGGAAACUGGUUCAAGUCUCGGAUUGGUGGCAAGUCUGAGCCUUCCUUCUUCAGCCCCUGAAGUGAAUUUGAAUGCACAAUCGGUUAUAAGGCUGCCUCCUCCAUCACUUUCUCAACAGACUUCACGGAAGCAAAGGAGGUGUUGGUCUCCUGACCUUCAUCGCAGUUUUCUGAAUGCCUUGCAAGAGCUCGGCGGUCCUCAAGUGGCAACUCCAAAGCAAAUCCGUGAGCUUAUGCAAGUGGAAGGCUUAACAAAUGAUGAAGUGAAGAGUCAUUUACAGAAAUAUCGGUUGCAUGCACGGAAGCUUCACCCCGGGAAUUCAAAUUCUAGCGAGACCCUCGAGAAACAGUCGGUAGUUGUUUUGGGGGGUAAGUUAUGGAACUCCGGAGAAAAUUCGAAAGGAAGCAGCCCGGAGUCAGGUUCUCCACAAGGUCCUCUGCUACUAGCAAUGACUACAACAACAGGUGGAGAUAGCAUGGAAGAGGAUGAAGAAACUAAGUCUGAGAGCUUCAGCUGGAGAGAUCACCAUGAUUCCAAACAUGCCAAGGCCUGAAUUCCAUUUUGGGUAAUCUCAGACAUCAAUCAAUUCCAUUACACCAAUCAUCAUCAUCAUUAGUACAUUGGAGAGUGAGUACAAAUAACAAUCGCAAAAACGGUUGAUGAACACGGAGAGAAUUAUAAAAUUGAAGAAGAGGGAUUGAGUGAGUGUGAGGAUGGUACAAUUUUGCAGAAUUUAGUCCUAUCCUUUUGUACCGGCUUUUUUUUGUUCUGUUAUUUUUUUUUUGGGUUUACUGGGGCAUUAGUGUUAGUGUUAUUGUUCUUCUUUUGAAUUCAAUAGAAAACCAUAUAUAUAUA